Molecule: messenger RNA, 1455 nt
Organism: Engraulis encrasicolus (European anchovy)
Lineage: Eukaryota; Metazoa; Chordata; Actinopteri; Clupeiformes; Engraulidae
Exons: 5
Coding region: 60-758 (232 amino acids)
Source: RefSeq, a predicted model, not a curated record
CAGUGUGUGUGAAGGGAGCCUGAUCACUUGCGAUCACUCACACACUCGCUCCCACAUACAUGCGUGCUCUGUCUGUCCCUCUCUCCCUCUCUCUUGCGCGCAGCCUCUCACACACACUCACAGACUCUCUCACGCUCUCUUGCGUGCAGCCUCACACACUCUCACAGACUCUCUCUCCCUCUCUCUCUUGCACGCACGCUCACACACACUCACACACAUACUCACAGACUCUCUCUCCCACUCUCUUCUUGUGCAGUAUGUUCAGAGUUCUUCAUCUGACUGCUUGGCUGCUGGGAGUCCUGCUGCUUGUGUCAAUCUGCUGGGCUGAGGAAGCGGAGGAGGAUGAGUUUCCAGCGUACGGCACAACACCGUAUCCAGAUGCAGACUACGACUACAACAAUGCCACCUUUGACUACAUCUUUUUCAGCAAUUCGAGCUCUGAAGACCUAGAGAAGUUUAUCAUGGAGACGGCAGGCGAAGACGUGACCCCCACAGACAUCACCGUCACCAUGACAGAGGACACCACGGCAGGAUACGAGACACAGACCGAGGAGGAGGAGGUGGACGUGGAGGAGGAGGUGCAGCAGGAGGAGGAGAAGAAAGAGGAGCAGGAGAAAGAGGAGGAGGAGGAGGAGAGGAGGACCGUCACCAAAGCCCCCACAUCACGCCACUUCCCCAAGGCCGCGGCCAGCAGGAGUGCCUCUACGUGUGUGCUGGUUGCCCUGGGUCUUCUCUCGCACCUCUGGGCCAUUUUAUGAUGCACGGGACCACAGGACACACACCUGCACACACACACACACCUUAAUGAUCCUGGAGAAGACAUAUUAGCCUGGAGGGACUGAUUGACACACAGCCAUUAACGGAGGAUGGAAAACAUAUCUUCUAAUUGUUCCUGAAGCCAUUCUGAGCCAACUAAAUCCCCAACCAACACCAAAACUUGCACAACGCAUAAACAAGCUCAGUCAACACAGCCAUUCCACUCACUAACAAACAAACUGCCCCAACCUACAGUAUAAAAACCCCAAAGAGCUUCUUUCCAAAAUGAGAUAUAUCCAUUUUGUAGAAUGUUGGGAAAUUGACAUUUUUGUAUUGGGCAUUCCAUUGAAUUGCAUUGCUAAAAGGCAUGUUUAUUGAGGUUUUAAAAGUAUGAUCUAAAAAAAAUUUAAUGGCAAGAAGUCACACGUAGGUGAUAGGACUUCUUAGCAGUCAAUUCCUAUAUUAUAAUGCAAAAAGUCAAAAAUGGCAUAUAUCUCAUUUUGGAAAGAAGCUCUUCCAAACACACAUAUAUUUCACACGUCCUUCAUUUUAGCACACAGCUCCGCCUCCUUCACCUAGUUCUGCUGCCGCCUUUCUGGGUCACGUCACCCCGUGAGCUCCCAGACUGCCCCUGUGCCAGCGGACGGUGUCACGUGAUUGGCUGGAUGGCGUGUGAGUUAAUUAAAGGACUCUGCGGUA